CGGCCCCAGUAGAUAAAACAAGGCACCUGCCGACCUCAAAAAAAGGCCUCGCAGCGAGCACACGCACGUCACCAUGGGCAACUCGCAGGGCCAGCUCAAGUCCUCCAAGUUUGAGACCGCUCUGCACAUGUCCAUCGAGCAGUCGCUGCGCUCCAACACCGCCACGCCCCAACCGCUCUUCUCGCAGCUGUACUUGGACAAAGAUGUGAAACCAAAUGUCAAGGAACUGGAUACCCAUCAAACGCAGGGAGAUACAUCCAGGAGGGAAUCAGUUUCCACAACAGCCUCCUCCUCCUCUUCAGCUCCGCCCCUCCCCAGCCCUCUGUCCACCCAGCCUCGCCCUGCGGAAGCUGUGAAGCCCCUUCCCUCCCCGCGGCUCCCCCCGCCGCCGCCAAUCGUCUCCCACCACCCGACCUCCAUCCAGUCCCCCAUGCCCAUGCCCGUCAUUCUGACCUCUCCCAGACUGCCCAGCCAGCCGCUGACGCCACACCACCUCCCCCCACAGCAGCGCUUCGUCCUGCCGCCCCACGUGCCCUUCGUGACCCAGCCCCCACCUCCACCACCGCUCCAGCAGAUCCAGCACCCCCGCUCGUCCCAAGAGGGCACCGUCGCCAUCGUCACCUCCCACAGCCAGUCGUCCCCGGCCUCCACGUCCAGGCAAGGCUCACCGCGAUCAGCCAGCGAAGAGGUGCAACCGCUGUAUCGGAGAGAAUACCUGGAUAAUGUCGGCAUGCUGUAUAACACCCUCACUGGAGGCUGUCAGGAAGUUGGUUUUUGUCAGGCUGGUGCGGACAUUCGCUUGACGGAGUUGAGUGAGAGGCAGUUUGACGUGCCCAAGGGCUUCGUUCUCGUGGGGACCAAGUCUCCGUACUUGCCCGAGAACAUCUUGGUGGCGGCAGUGGAUGCGCGAUUCCUGCCUGACCCCAGCACGUCGCUAGCUUUGCUUGGAUUUAGUGGUAACUGUGUCGGUUGCGGUGAGAAAGGUUUCCGUUACUUCACAGAGUUCUCUCACCACAUCAACCUGAAGCUAACGACUCAGGCCAAAAAGCAGAAACAUCUAAAGUACUACCUGGUGCGGAACAAGCAAGGCCAACUGGUCAGGGGUCCCAACAUACCCUGGAAAGAAUGCCGCAAGACAAGCUUCCCCGGUUCUCAGGGGGUAUACGUGGGAACUCCACCCCCCAACGUGAACAUGUCUCAAACAUCAGUGAUAGUACCGCGUCAGGUCAUGAGCCCUUCUGCCAAUAUCAGUUACCACGGCAACCAGGCCUCGUCUGCAUUUCAACCAAAGACUUCGCCGUCGGCAACCAUCAACCAUUACGGGACGACGCCUCCCCACGAGACAUCAGCCCCUACCCACGGUACCAGUAAGACAGCCCAUCUCUAUUCAAGUGGGACCCCGCCACUGGUGAAGGCAGGGGAGUCCAGUUCUCACCAGCAGCCCAUUAAGAAGAGACAUCGUUUCCACAGCUUGGAUGAGGAACGCUUACGAGGCAAUGGUUCACCGACGCACCCCCCAAAACGGCCUACCCUCGCCCCGCCCCCGCUCCACCCACCCAACUUUGUGCCCCCGCCACUUACCAGCGGGCUACAAGACACCUCCUUCGUGCCGCCGGGUCUGGCCGAGGCCUGCUGCUCCAAAGUAGUCCUCCUGGACUGCGCGGGCAGCGUGCCCAUCUUCCACGGCAGCGUGUGCGAUUUGGUGGUCAGCCCCCUGUUCCGGGAGAGCCUCAAACCCACCCAGCCGGUCCUGGCCCACAUGGCCGAGAGCCUGGGCCUGCUGGGCAUGCAGAGCAUCAACUUUGAGACCAUGGCGCUGGUCAUGAUCCAGUACUUUGUUCAGCUCGGUGAUCGCAUACCAAGCAGAGAGGAACUAGACUUUGCCCUCCUGAAAGCACGCCAGGACACAAUCAUCAAGGACCUAGGGGGUCAGCAUAAUAUCCCACAAUUCACCACGGUUGCCCCCGCCCAGCUUCCCCUGCUUGCCAAGCUUGCAGUGGCAACAUCCCAAGGCAGGGUGAAAAUUGUCAUAGCUCAGAGCUCCAUAGCAGAAGGCAUCUCGGAAACCCUCAAGAUGCAGGUUGCCAUGGGACCCAACGAACAGCGCUCACUCUACUACGUCAUCAUCCACGUUUCCAGGCAGAGAGGCACGGAAUUCUGCAUCAUUGUUGUCGGUUGUCGCCAGGCGAGGGCGCUGUUAGAAGCUAGGUUAUCGACCCCAGAGAUGUUCAAGGAGAUCAGCUAUGAGAUCAUUACGGGAAAGAUACAACUGCUGACCAAUCACUUCAGCAAGAACAGCCCAGUCGGCCACGACAUCGACGUACUUCUGGAGUCGUUUUCAGGCAAUUUGGAAGGAGAAGUGUUUGUGCCGUUCAACGGAGAGUUACUCCAGAGAACAGAGGAGAAUGUGGCUCUGGAGAUGGAAGUCAGCACCAUGAAAGAAUACGCCCCCCAGCCAUUUAAGCUCCACCCCCAGCAGAUUGCCACAGCCAUGAAGAUCCUGUCCCAGGUGUGCGCCAUCGCCGACUCGGAUCAGAUGGCUCUCGAUCUGGGUCGAUUCAUCAAGGUGGAUCUGCUCUUCAUCGUCCCGCCAUCUCAAAUGCUGUACCACCAGACCGUCUCCAGGCUCAUCGAAUCCAAUUUGCUCAUUGAUCUUGGACUGACAACCACCAACAACCGAAAGACAGCCGAGCAGUAUGUCAUGCAGUGCAACACCUCCACGGAGAACCAGACCAAGUUUGACAACUUUAUCAGCAAGGUCAAGAUCAUGCCGCACACGCUGUUUGUCCUGGUGCAAGACCAGGCCCAUCUAGAUAUCUCCAGGUAUUCGGUCAGUCAGCAACAGCAGGGGGGCAUUGUUCAUCGCUACACCAACUGUCUGGAUGUUUUGGACGCACCCAACAUCCUGACCCUCCAAGUUUCGGGUCUCCCCUACAACCUGCAGACCAAGAAAUCGCGGAUCCCUCCACAGAAUGAGAUCUACAUGCCCUCAGCUCUGAAACAGUCAUCUCCCCAGUCAGAAGUGGAUACCACCUACUUUGGUAUUGAUGAGUAUUGUAGUACUUUGUAUUGGAGCAACGAAGCACCGCUGCUGCAGUAUGAUAAUGUUUACCAGACUGUGGUGGAAUCACUCCUACGGAGGUACCCCAAGCUUCACAGCAUGGUGGUCUGCACCUACCUGCUGAUCCGCCAAUACUCAGCUGCUCUCAUGUCGCUAGCUGGUAUUCCUGAGAUCAGGGAAGACACUACCAGCAUCACCUUCAAGAUUCUGCAGGAUCUCAUCGCCGCCCCUCUGGAGAGUGACAGUGGGCAAGGUCACAUGAUCCUGCUGCGCAUCCCAUGUCCCCAGCUGGCCAUUCUUGCGCACGACAAGCUGCGCACCGUCCGGGACAAGCUGGGCUUUCAGUAUCGGCUGGACAUCCUGCUGUGCGGCAGCGAUCAGGAGUUGGUUGUGGAUGAGUACUUCUUGAAAAGACUUCAGACUUGGCGAGGUGCAGAUCCGUCUUGGAAGCCACAGACGUAUGAAGAUCUGGAUGGAUUACCGUGUAUCGUCGUCAUGACAAACAAGACCAUUACUGGAGAAACGAUGCCCAGGUCACUCCGGGUCGUCGACCUGCGGCUGGUCAACCACGGCGUCUUCGACCUUUCCAGUCUGGAGCAAGAGCUGGGCCUGGCCUGCCGUUACGUCCCAGUGGAUGCUAUCGACCCCAUCGUCACGGUGACGGAAGACAGCGACAAUGAAGAUGACGACGAUGGGGAGAGCGAGAGUGGGAUGGAGUACGAGAUUCCCGUCCCGCCGGGGCUACACAUUGACCUGGGGUCACAGGCCGACAACAUGUCAACUAAAUCAGAUGCUGUAAGUAGCGCACGGUCCACUCCCAAGCUGAGUGUAGCAGCAGACACCACGGCUCGUCUCUCGACAUCCUCCCACGGCAGCGACAAAGAACAAGCUCCGACUGACCCUCACUCCAGUAACGUCAGCUCCCCUCCACCGACCGUCACCCCGGGCAAGCCGCUCACCCCUGCCAAGCUGGUGGUCCAUUCCACCCCUCCUUCCACCAGCCUGGAGUCCAUCGGCAUGGUGACGAGUUCGGUUCCCAUGGUAACCGAGCCACCUUCCCACCAGCCCGAGACGGACGCCGCGUCCGACCUGGGGGAUAACGGCCCGGUCAAAGAGGAGAGAGAAGUGGAGGGUUUGGGGCGCUGCGAGAGGAUUGUGGAGGAUAGGUUAGAGCGCCCUCCGUUGGUCAUCGUGUCCCAGUCGGUUUUUGAGGUGGUCAGCGGAAAACACGAAAAGCAAAAUGGCCAUUCUGUUGCCUCACUGGUACCCAGCAGUGACACCGUGUGGUCCACUACACUGAGGCCGGUCUCUAGCAAAGAUCCAGAGGUGAAGAGCGCAUACUACCGGCACUGGACGGAGCCCAAACCGCAUCACUACGACUACGAGCGGAAAGGAGAGGGUAACAUCACCUACCAUCCCCGCAGAUUGCUGUUGUAUGGACCGCCAAAGGUCGGCAAAACGGGGACCUUCUUUCAUUUCCUGCGUGUCUUGUCACGUAUGCUGAUCCGACUGCAAGAGGUCGAGGUCAUCGAUGAGGAAGAGGAAGUGGAAGUGCCCUCUGGUGACGAGAAUGUGCCGGGAGCGGCGGCCAUUAAGUGGCCAGAUUAUGACACCUUGGUCAAGAUGCCGUUUGAUUUUAGCCUGAGAAACAGUGGAUUCAAGAACCACAGUCCUAUAUGGACAGAGGACAUUAAACUUGGUAAGGCCAGUAGCAGUGAUUCGGAGGGACCCAAGAAGCCAUCCACUGUGUCGGUCAGACUGACUAAGUACAGCGCCCACAAUGCAUUCCACCACUGCGAUCAGUGUCUCAACUACAAAGACAUCUCAGCUGUGGAGGCUCGAGAAACCAAAGCAUACAGUAUUCGGCUGUCGUCUGUUCUAUUUGGCAAAGAUCUAGAGCUACAGUUUAUCAUCCCACCCCAGCAAGAGAAGCAUUUUGUAUUCAGCCAGCGGACAGGCCAAAUGAUGAGCAUGGUAUUGCCAAUCAUGAGUGAACAGGGUCCCAAUGCCAUUAAGACGCCCAUCUUCAUGUGGACCUUUGGACGGCAUGAGCACGGAUUGAUCAACCUCCACCAUACCAUGGAGGGCAGCAAACACAUCCAUGUGCUGGUGUGCAAGCAGAAGGACGCGCUGGCCUACGAGAAACAGUGGCCCAACCACAUCAUCCUGGUCCUACCGUCAGUGGUGAACGAUGCCGGACCAGGCGCCGCCAAGUACUUCAUCAAGGAGUUGGCCUACAACAACCUGCAGCUGGAACGUAGCAGACAGGAGGAGUUGGGGGUCAGUCGGCAAGAAGUCUGGCCGUUUAUCAUCAUCACCGACGACUCCUGCUUUGCUUGGCAUGAGUGUGUUCCUGGCAAGAAUGAAUCAAGAAUCGAUUCCCUCAUAUCCUUGAAAGCCUUGAUCGAAGAAGUGGAGGCCGUACCCAAGCUGGGUAGCUUCGCCGUGAUUGGCCUCCAGCAGUGGUCCAGCAGGUCAAAGGGCACGGUCAAAGGUCAGCCCUUCUCCCGCUGUCACCCGUACAACAUGGUCUUUCUGAAUCUGGAGGAGACACAAAACGUACAGUAUGAUCACCACAGGUUUUUUAAUGAAGACAUGGAUUUCAACCUGCGUGCUCACAGCAGCUCACUUCUCCUCUGUCAGCUCAACCGAUUCUCGGUCAUGAAGAAACUCAUUCCUGUAAGUGAUGACGUCAACGUGAUGCCAUGCUCAAAGUCCUCAUCACCAGGUGCGAGCGGGCAUUCCAAAAGUAAGAUCCUCUUCCGUCACUACGUCUCCACGCCCGACAGUGAGGAGCUGGUACCCCUCCUAGCCCCGCCCCAGUAUCUCCUCGAGCGCUUUCUGGAAAACAUGAGUGGUGAGCGACUCUUCCCACAGGCCGUCAACAAUGUGGAAAAUCCUGUCCUGCUGGUUGAUUGCUACCUCAAUCUGGGGCCUGAGAUUGCAGUCCAUUUUGUAAGUUCCCGGCCUCACUCCAUCAACACCACUCCUGAUAGCCUCCUGUUUAGCGGUCUGCUCCUGUACAUGUGCGACGCCUUUGUGGAAAGUUCCUUCUUGAAACAAUUCAAGUUUGUGUCAGGUGCCAGACUCUGCCUUAUAAGCCCAGACAGGAGCACUCUCCGUCGUCAGGUUGUCCGAUUGGACCUGGAAGAUCGCUGGCGAUUCCGUCUGAGGGACGAGUUCCAAACGGCCAAUAGGACGGAGGAUCGACCGCUCUUUCUGUUAACAGGAACAUAUGGCGACUGAAGAACAUAUGUCUUGUGGCAAUGUACAGAAAGCACUUUGUGUAUCCACUGGUGUACCGUUUCAGUAUUGGCAUCUGAGCUCCACGCUGCGUGUACAACGGCUGAGCAACAUUUGGCCAAGUACCAGCCACAGUCAUGCAAAAUGGUGGGCAGUUGGCAGGCGACCAGCAUCAUAUCAGCCUGUUUUCAUAUAUUCCUCUGAAUUUAGUCUGAGCACUAAGCACUUUGCAUUAGAUCGUGGUUGGGUUGAUUUUUCGUAAAGGUUGGCACAGUUGUUAGAGACAAACUACACAGGAAAUCCAUCUUGGAAAUGGCUCUGAAAAUUAAACUGUAACCAAGCAUAUAAAAAUAUGACCUUUUUAUACUCAGUGCACUGCGUCUUCUUGGGUAUUGUGUGUCUUUCGCACAGAGAAAGGGUCAGAAAUGUAAAAGCAACAUUAAAAAUAAUUACAAAGUAUAGAAUUGUGUGUGUGUGCAUCUUUCCUAUUGUAUAAAAUUUCAAAUUAUUGUUAUACAGUCUUGUAUUUCGUUCAAACAUUCCCUCUUUGAUGUGAGCAUUACUGUGUAAUUUCCAAUUGCAUUGUUAUUUCUAUCAGAUUGAAACCUUUGAAGCAGCUCGGAAAUAAAUGCAACCAUACCGA
Messenger RNA from Acanthaster planci (crown-of-thorns starfish), 6947 nucleotides. Its product is annotated as GREB1-like protein. Gene Ontology annotation, biological process: multicellular organism development. Lineage: Eukaryota; Metazoa; Echinodermata; Asteroidea; Valvatida; Acanthasteridae. The record is from RefSeq and is a predicted model, not a curated record.